Molecule: messenger RNA, 1720 nt
Organism: Prorocentrum cordatum
Lineage: Eukaryota; Dinophyceae; Prorocentrales; Prorocentraceae
Source: the annotation of a GenBank genome assembly
GUAUGACAAGAUGGUAUGCUGGUGCGAGACUGGCGAGAAGGAAAAGACGGCAGCCAUAGCGGCCGCGGAAGUGAAGAUCACGGACCUCGAGUCCAAGGUCGAGGCUGCGCCAGGAGGUGAACUUGCCACCAACAUAAAGGCCCUGAAGGAGCAGAUCGCGGACGACACGGCAAAGCUGAAGGAGGCCACCGCGAUAAGAGAGAGGGAGGCAGAGGAAUUCCGCGGCGACGAGAAGGACAUGGUCCAGGCCCUCACCAACCUGAACAACGCCAUCGCUGUGCUGUCCAGGCAUCAGGGCGGCGCCAGCCUGCUGCAGCUGGACGGGCCGCUGAAGGCCAGCAUCCGGUCCGUUCUGCGCGAGGUGACCGUCACCUACGACAUGAUGCUGGGCGAGCGCUCGGCCCGCAAGCGCGGCGGGGCCUCGAUGUCGCUGCUCUCGGUGUCGAGCCGGAACCCGAGCCAGGCGCUCCAGGAGGCUUUGGGCCUGUCCAGCACGGCCGCCCGCGAGCUGCUCCCGGCGGAGCUGGCCGAGAGCGAGCUGGCCCACCGUGCUGGGGAGCUGCGGGGGAGCGACAAGGCUGGCGCCUUCCUCCAGUCUGGCGACAAGAGGCUGCUGCCCACCGCGGGCUCCUACUCGCCCCAAUCGGACACGAUCUUCGGCAUCCUCACGCAGAUGAAGGACGAGUUCGAGGCGAACCUCAGCGACGAGCAGAAGGCGGAGAUGAAGGCAAUCGAGGAUUUCGAGGCGCUCAAGAAGGCCAAAGAGGAGCAGAUCGCGGUCGGCAAGGAGAACCUCGACACGAUGGAGGAGGAGCACUCGGCGAACGUCAAGGCGCUGUCGGACGCCAAGGAGGACCUGCAGCUGACGACGGAGCAGCGCACCGAGGACGUGGAGUACCUGCGCAACCUGCGGCUGACGUGCCAAGACCUGGACCACCAGUGGGAGACGCGCAGCAAGACCCGCGCGGAGGAGACCAAGGCCGUCGCGGAGGCCCUGGCCAUCAUCACCGAGGACGACAACCGCGAGCACCUGAUGGCGACCAUCGCGUUCAUCCAGGAGACGUCCGAGGCGCAGGCGCAGAUGCGCAAGCGCCGCGUGGGCGCCGCUGGCAUCCUGAGGAAGGCAGCCGGGAAUCUGGACCUGGAGACGGACGACCUCCUCGCGGCGUGGCACGGCCGCGGCGGCCCCCAGGUGGAGGGCGCCGGAGGCAGCCCGAGGACGCGGCUGUCCACCCUGGCCGUGAGCGUGGAGAUCGACGACUUUGCGGAGGUGAAGAAGGCGAUGGACAAGAUGAUGGUGGACCUCAAGGCGGAGCAGGCGGAAGAGGUGCAGUUCAAGGCCUACUGCCUGAAGGAGCUGCGGGCGAACGAGAAGCUGAACUACACCAAGACCGAGGAGAAGGAGGACCUGGAGGCCAAGAUCGAGUCGAUCGAGGAGGCCAUCAAGAAAUACACCGAGGAGAUCGAGGAGGCGCAGGCGAAGAUCGCCAGGAACGAGAAGGCGAUGAAGGAGGCGAGCCAGGCGCGCGAGACGGAGUCCGAGGCCCGGGAGCUCCUCAACCAGCUGGGCAGCGCGCCGUCCUACAGGGAGUUCGGCGCGUUGGCCUCCAACACUCGACGUGCCCGUCGGGGGCCAAGUGGGGCGACCUCGGCAGUUUCGAGCCGGGGCAGAUGGUGCCCGAGUUCGACGCUGUCUGCUUCGACGUGGGCCAGCCCCUAG